Molecule: messenger RNA, 396 nt
Organism: Paramecium tetraurelia
Lineage: Eukaryota; Ciliophora; Oligohymenophorea; Peniculida; Parameciidae
Exons: 1
Source: RefSeq, a predicted model, not a curated record
AUGAUUGUGUAUAAUAACAGUUCUAUAAUCAAUAUCUCCAUAUUUUUCAGUAGAAAUUAUUAUUCCUUCUCUCUUCAUCAAAUCCUUAUUAUUCUUAUCUCAAUUUUAAUUCUACUUCUUAAUUUUCUUUUCCCUUCUGGAUAGAUAUAAACACUUGUUGAGUAUUAGUAGUUUCUGCAAAUAAUUGUUUUUUAUUAAUUUUCUUUUUUUCUAUCCUUAUAAGCUCUUUUAAUUGAGACUGCACAAAGAGAAAUUAAUUUUGGAAUGCUCACUUAAAUAUUAUUAUCAUCUUUCUUGAAUAAAAAUUCUCUUAUACUUAAGACUAUAUAUUAAAUAUUUGUUUAAUCUAUUUUGGUGAUCCAAGUAGCUGUUCACUAAUCAAUUUAGCCUUUAUGA